Cucumis sativus (cucumber) is the source of this 2994-nucleotide messenger RNA. RefSeq names its product beta-galactosidase. The coding region runs from base 554 to 2704 and encodes 716 amino acids. Gene Ontology annotation, biological process: carbohydrate metabolic process. Gene Ontology annotation, molecular function: beta-galactosidase activity. The transcript is spliced from 21 exons. NCBI's taxonomy places the organism in Eukaryota, Viridiplantae, Streptophyta, Magnoliopsida, Cucurbitales, Cucurbitaceae. The record is from RefSeq and is a predicted model, not a curated record. Gene Ontology annotation, cellular component: cell wall; vacuole.
AACUACAACUUCAUAGUCAAAAUCGGUCCAUGUCAUUGACAUUCACAUUUCAGCUCAGCUUCACAGUCUCCAAAGCUUCUCCAAAGCUCCAAGCUCUCCAUUCCAUUCUUCAAUUCCACUCAAAACCGUCUCUUUGCUCCUCACUGCAUUUGAUGGCGCCCAAACCUGUAACCAUUCAACUUAUCAAAUCUUCCUUCCCAACUGGGGUCUCAAUGAUCGCCUCUAUGGCCUCAUUGUUGCCGCUUCCUCUUCUAUUUAUGAAGAGGCGUAUUCUAGAAAAAUCCGUAGUCUGGCCAAGGGACUUACUGGAGGAGCACCUGCCUUUGUCUUCUUGCGGAACUCACCAUUCCUUCAAUGUUCUUGCAUUUGCUUCUCACAUUCUCUAUCUGCCCAUUUUAAACAAGAGCAAGAGAGGAAUAGAAAGAAGAAGAAGAAAUCCGUGCCCUGGCUUCUGUUGCCUCUCACUGAAAACAUAUAUUAUCUCUGCAUGAGAUUGAGAUACAAAGCAAGUUGCUGUUGAGGACCAGAGGGGAUAGCUUGCAAAAUUUUCAGAAUGCCAAAGACUGUGCUGCUGUUUUUGAGUCUGCUUACGUGGGUUGGUUCUACAAUAGGCGCCGUGACUUAUGACGAGAAAGCCAUCAUCAUUAAUGAUCAGAGAAGAAUUUUGAUUUCUGGCUCUAUUCAUUACCCAAGAAGCACACCCCAGAUGUGGCCGGACCUAAUACAGAAGGCAAAAGAUGGAGGGUUGGAUAUUAUAGAGACAUAUGUAUUCUGGAAUGGCCACGAACCUUCUGAAGGCAAGUAUUACUUUGAGGAAAGAUACGAUUUGGUGGGGUUUAUAAAGCUGGUGCAGAAAGCAGGCUUAUAUGUUCAUCUCCGGAUCGGUCCGUAUGUCUGUGCGGAAUGGAACUAUGGUGGAUUUCCUAUUUGGCUAAAGUUUGUUCCUGGCAUCGCCUUUAGGACUGACAAUGAACCUUUCAAGGCGGCCAUGCAAAAAUUUGUUACUAAGAUUGUCGAUAUGAUGAAGUUGGAGAAGUUAUAUCACACCCAGGGAGGACCCAUUAUUUUGUCUCAGAUUGAGAAUGAAUAUGGACCAGUGGAAUGGCAAAUAGGUGCCCCAGGUAAAUCUUACACCAAAUGGUUUGCUCAAAUGGCGGUAGAUCUUAAAACUGGAGUCCCAUGGGUGAUGUGCAAGCAAGAGGAUGCUCCUGACCCUUUGAUUGACACCUGCAAUGGGUUUUACUGCGAAAAUUUCAAACCAAACCAGAUUUAUAAACCUAAAAUAUGGACAGAAAACUGGAGCGGUUGGUACACUGCAUUUGGUGGUCCAACUCCUUACAGGCCACCUGAAGAUGUGGCUUUUUCAGUCGCAAGAUUCAUACAGAAUAAUGGCUCUCUCGUCAAUUAUUAUGUGUACCAUGGAGGAACUAACUUCGGUCGAACAUCUGGUCUUUUCAUUGCCACUAGCUACGACUUUGAUGCUCCAAUAGAUGAAUACGGCCUAAUAAGGGAACCGAAAUGGGGACAUCUAAGAGAUUUGCACAAAGCCAUCAAGUCGUGCGAACCUGCUUUAGUUUCAGCAGAUCCUACCAUUACAUGGCUUGGGAAAAAUCAAGAGGCUCGUGUUUUCAAGUCAAGUUCCGCAUGUGCUGCUUUCCUUGCAAAUUAUGAUACAUCAGCUUCUGUUAAGGUCAACUUUUGGAAUAACCCAUACGAUCUACCGCCAUGGUCGAUCAGCAUCCUUCCUGAUUGCAAAACUGUUACUUUCAACACUGCACAAGUUGGGGUUAAAAGUUACCAGGCAAAAAUGAUGCCAAUUAGUUCAUUUGGGUGGCUGUCGUACAAAGAGGAACCUGCCUCUGCUUAUGCUAAGGAUACAACAACCAAGGCUGGGUUAGUGGAGCAAGUAAGCAUCACCUGGGACACAACAGAUUAUUUGUGGUACAUGCAAGAUAUAAGUAUUGAUUCCACUGAAGGCUUUCUGAAGAGCGGAAAAUGGCCACUUCUCUCCGUCAAUUCGGCAGGCCAUCUUUUGCAUGUUUUCAUAAAUGGCCAACUAUCUGGAAGUGUAUAUGGGAGUUUGGAGGAUCCCGCAAUAACUUUCAGUAAAAAUGUUGAUCUAAAGCAAGGAGUUAACAAGCUUUCCAUGCUGAGUGUUACUGUCGGUCUUCCGAAUGUUGGCCUGCAUUUUGAUACUUGGAAUGCUGGUGUUUUAGGCCCUGUCACGUUGGAGGGUCUGAAUGAGGGCACUCGAGACAUGUCUAAAUAUAAAUGGUCUUACAAGGUUGGUUUGAGUGGAGAGAGCUUGAAUCUUUAUUCUGAUAAAGGAAGUAAUUCUGUGCAAUGGACGAAAGGCUCAUUGACUCAAAAGCAACCCCUCACAUGGUACAAGACCACUUUCAAGACUCCAGCUGGUAACGAACCAUUGGGUUUAGAUAUGAGCAGCAUGAGUAAAGGUCAAAUAUGGAUUAACGGUCAGAGCAUUGGCCGCUAUUUUCCUGGAUAUAUUGCAAACGGCAAGUGUGACAAAUGCAGUUAUGCUGGAUUGUUUACUGAGAAGAAAUGCUUGGGGAACUGUGGUGAACCCUCUCAGAAAUGGUAUCACAUUCCCCGCGAUUGGUUAAGUCCAAGUGACAACUUAUUGGUAAUUUUUGAAGAAAUUGGUGGGAGUCCUGACGGGAUUUCUUUGGUUAAGAGGACUUGAUGGUGAUAUCAUCGUGAGGCUUUCUUUUGAGGCUGUUGUUAAGAUAGCCCACGGAUUCAAGCCCAUUUAAUAUUUGUUUGCUUUAUUUUUUUCUAUUUUUCUUGGCAAUGGCUCAAAUAUUUGUUUGAGAAACAGGUGGUUAUGUGAGAAAUUAUUUUAUGUGCGAGUGUAGGCAAGAGUUUUUUUUACCUCUGUUUCUCUUUAAAUAUUUGUGAUUUGUGAUUUGUGAUUUGUAGAGUACCAAAAUAUGAUAAAUGAAAGCCAAGGUUUUGUAUUGUCAAACUUCAUCA